AUGGCAACCCACCCCAACCCAGAUAGCCCUCGCGACGUCAACACGGCAACGACCCAGCACGACAGCGACACCGGGACCAGGCGGUCCGACCUGGAAGAGAAACCUGCCCCGGCUCGGCCUCUGGCGCCCUCUGGCGCCGCCCCAGAUAGCCCUCCCAAUGGCGGCCUGGUCGCGUGGCUCCAGGUCGUCGGCGGCUUCCUGAUCUACUUCAGCACCUGGGGCCUGAUCAGCGCAUUCCCGGUGUUGCAAACCUACUACGAGUCUGGCACACUGUUUGAGGCCUCGUCAUCCAACAUCUCCUGGAUCGGCUCGAUCCAGUCCUUCCUGCUCCAGCUGACCGGCGUCCUCUCGGGCCCGAUCUACGACCGCGGCUACAUGCGGGCGCUGCUCCUCGCCGGCAGCUUCCUGAUCGUCUUCGGCCUCAUGAUGCUCUCGCUCUGCACGCAGUACUGGCAGGCGCUGCUCUCGCAGGCCCUCUGUAUCGGCAUCGGCGCGGGGCUGCUGUUCGUGCCGACCGUGUCGCUGAUCCCGACCUGGUUCGGCACGCGCGUCGGCCUCGCCGUCGGCAUCGCCGCCUCGGGCUCCUCCAUCGGCGGCGUCGUCUACCCGGUCGUGCUCUCGCGCCUGCUCGCGCAGCCGCGCGCCGCCGUGGACUGGUCGGCCUUCCGCGACGUGCCCUUCAUGCUCUUCACGCUCGCCGUCUUCCUCGUCUUCGUCGGCCAGACCGUCCUGCUGUUCUACGUCUCCUUCUACCCGGCCGACCGCGGCCUGACCGACACGUCGCUGGCCUUCUACAACGCGGCCGUGUUCAACGCGGCCUCCACGCUGGGGCGCAUCCUACCCAAUGCGCUGUCCGACCGCAUCGGCGUCUUCAACACCAUCGCGCCGCUGAGCCUGCUGCUGGGCGCGACGCUGUUCUGCCUCCUCGCCGUGCGCAACGCCGCCGGCGUCGUCGUCAUGGCCGUGGUCACGGGCUUUACCAGCGGCGUGGUCAUCGCCCUGCCCCCCGUGUGCUUCCGCUUGCUGACCGCGAACAAGGCCAUGAUCGGCACCCGCGUCGGGCAGGGGUUUGCCAUGAUCAGCUUUGCUUUGCUGCUAGCUGGGCCGAGCGCCGGCGCCAUUCUUGGGAGUGCCGGACAGCGGAAUUGGACGGGCCUGUGGGUGUAUGCGGCUGCCACGGGAACGUUACAGGCGGCCAUCGACGAAGCGACGCACAUGUCCAAUACGGCCAACCAGAAGUACCCGCCCGCGGCAACUGUCAUGGCCGGCUCCAUCAGCCAGCUGGUGGGACCCGAGAACGAGCAGGACGACGGCCGGAUUCCCAACUUCCCCCCCGACAAGGUCAACGUCGACUGCAACUGCGGCGAUCUGCUCAGCAAUGGCACGCUGAUAGUCACGCCCAGCCACUAUCUGUACGAGCAGGUCUCGACGGAUGGACCGCAGUGA
Messenger RNA from Thermothielavioides terrestris NRRL 8126, 1446 nucleotides. RefSeq lists its product as uncharacterized. The record is from RefSeq and is a predicted model, not a curated record. NCBI's taxonomy places the organism in Eukaryota, Fungi, Ascomycota, Sordariomycetes, Sordariales, Chaetomiaceae. Gene Ontology annotation, cellular component: fungal-type vacuole membrane. The transcript is spliced from 4 exons. Gene Ontology annotation, molecular function: transmembrane transporter activity. Bases 1 to 1446 code for a protein of 481 amino acids. Gene Ontology annotation, biological process: transmembrane transport.